UAGAAUCACUAGAACAUUUGGUUGAACAGUUUAAAAAAAAAGAAACUGAAGAAACUGUUACACUAGAAAAGAUGAUCCAACAAGUAGAAUUAAAUCUUGAAAAUAGCACAAAACGGGCCAUCACUGCAGAAGCCACAGUCACAAAAUUGAAACAAGAACUUAAAACAGCUCAAACCCUGAUGAAGAGUCUACAGGAAGAGAAUGGCAUAUUACAGCUUAAGCUAGCAGAAGUAAGUAAUCAAGAUGAUGUCCACAUCAGAGCUCAAGAUGUGGCUGUCCAGCUUCGUUCUGCUGCAGACGGGGCAGAACGAUCUUUAAAGUGUUUGUUAGAAGGAGUGGAUAAUCUACGAAUGAUAUCAUCAUAUGUAGCAAACAUUGGAAGACUUCAAGAAGAUCCUAGCUGAUGUCAUGAAGUAGAAUUUAAUUAGAAGUAAUUUUCACCGUCAUCAUUUGUAAAAUGACAUAUUUUACUGUUGAUGAUUAUCAGAAUAACAAAUUUCUAGAAUAUAUUUUGUAUUUAUAAAGUAAUGUUUCCUAAUUGAGUAGUUCCCCAGUGGGUCACUGGUAAAUUUAAGGACUUAAAACACUAAAAUUUGGGGUUCAGAGAACAUAUAUAGCUCAUUGUGUAGCUUUACACUGAAACAAACUACUUAUCUACCUACUUCAUUAGCAAUUAGGGUCAAAUCUCACCGAAAGGUGGCGUUGCUCAAUAUGUUUACAACACGGAAAGGUUUGUUUGCAUGAAGUUAAGCACAAAGCAACACAAUGGGCCAUCUGUGCUCUGCCCACCAUAUCGAAGCCCGGAUUCUAGCGUUGUAAGUCCGCAGACAUACCGCUGUGCCACUGGGGGGGCCAUGGAAAGGAAAUAAAAAGAAAUUACAAAGUACAUAUAUUUGGGUAAAUUCACAAAAUUUGCAUAAAUAUAACAUCAUAAUUUAUAUAGAUGCCAGUGUGUUAAGUAACAGGCACUGAGCUACAUUUAAUUUCAUUAUCAACUGGGAGAAAGUACGACCGAAGUGAGUUAAGAUUCAAGAAAUUUCAAGUCUGUGAUUAUUUAAAUUUUCAUGUUCAUUGAUUGAUUAAUUAGUAGUUUGCGUAAACUUGUUUAUAUCUGUUUCAAUAAUAAUUAUAUAUAUGUAUGUAUUAGUGAAUCAUAUUUUUGAAAUGCCUAAUAAAGGUAAUAUUUCAGUUAAAGAAGACAGAUGUAUAUUGUACUGAACAAUAUAUAGUUUAUUGUAACUUUGUCACAUAUAUUAAAUCAGUAAGGAAAGUUUAUGAUGCUCCUCUUAAAAAAACAGUAUUCUUUGACAGUGAGAUUAGUGUUUGUUUGUUUUUUGUUGUUUUGUCUUCUUUUUUUUUUUUAAUUGGUUAAAUUUCGAGGCGAUAAAUGCCUUCGAAAACAAGUUACUAUUUUAAAAUGCUGUUUUCUUAAUUGCUCGAUAGAUGGCAUCGUUACAUGGUAAACGUCUAAAGUAGACUCAUCUAAUGGCCUUCGUUCAAACAGGGUAUUGGCAUGCAAGUUCAAAUGUAACUGCGUUAUUUAACUGUUGCUAGUAAUAAAUUUAUAUUUUAUCAUUGC
This is a messenger RNA of Limulus polyphemus (Atlantic horseshoe crab), 1579 nucleotides long. Its product is annotated as serologically defined colon cancer antigen 3 homolog. Bases 72 to 404 code for a protein of 110 amino acids. Gene Ontology annotation, biological process: regulation of cytokinesis; positive regulation of cilium assembly; positive regulation of protein localization to cilium. Lineage: Eukaryota; Metazoa; Arthropoda; Merostomata; Xiphosura; Limulidae. The transcript has 4 exons. Gene Ontology annotation, cellular component: midbody; centrosome; early endosome. The record is from RefSeq and is a predicted model, not a curated record.